AAGACGUAGCCGUGUGUCGUAUAGCGCCGCCCUUCAGGCCGUGUUGCCCAACUGCAGCAGAAGCAGAAGUGAUGGAUAGCGGGUUCGUUUUAUCCCUACACAAACCCUAUACUCACCCCUCUAAUACUUCUCAAGCCUUUCACAUUUAAAGUGAAUCUCUGUUAGCGGAGCAUGUGUGUGUGUUCCGGAGCAGCUGGGAGGAGAUGACCGAGUCUGUCCCUCCCGUGCUGCGUUCAUCAUCAUGGGGCCUGAUGUGCCGCUGCUCAAUGAUUACAAGCAGGAGUUCUUUUGGAAGCGUUUCCCGCAGACUGUCUUGGGGGGGCCGCGGCUGAAACUCAGCUACUGUGCCCCGGCGUAUGUUUAUCUGCACCAGCUGGUGUUAUUUCUGACACCAUGGCUGUUGGGAGGCAUCGGGACCCUCCUGUACCAGCUGAGGGUGCUGGAUGAAGCCUUUGCAGGUGUUGUUUCCGGUGUGCUGAUGCUGGGUGUUGGUGCCACCCUUCAGGGACUGGCACAGUGUAUGGCACACAGGAGCGGAGUGGUACAAAGGCUGCCUGCUGCCAAUAACAUCCUUGCAGAUGAGGAGGAGGUGGAGUUUACUCACUGUGUGGCUCCUGAGACGGUACAUUUUGUGGUGCCUGGGAAGAAGUUUAUGGGUAAUGUAGUUUUGCACACGUUUCUUGCUGGAGCACUAUGUGGAUUGUCCACAUGGUACCUGCUGCCAGACAGACUCAGCGGCCUGUAUGAUAACACGGGUGCAGGACUGGGAGCUGUCGUGCCUUUGUUUGCGAGCUGGGUGACUGUCUGUAUUGGGGAGUAUUCGCUCAUAGUCAGCACGGCUACAGAAACAGCCACAUUUCAGCCGCAGGACACAUACGAGAUCACGCCGCUCACCAGACCACUCUACAUACUCUCCUUCAUUACCGUGGACCUGGCACAAUUCACCACUACACCCUGUUAUGAGGAUUGUAUGAGUAGCUUCUUCAUUCCCUCCUCAUUGGUUGUGGUUCUGUUCACUGUUGCAAUGGGUUACCUCCUCAGCCAGGACCUGACCCAGCUGCUGGUGCUGGUGAAGGGCACAUCUCCGACCUUGGGUCUGGGCUGGUGGGGACUUCCUCUUUCCCUGAUGUUCAUUAUAGGAGCUUUGACUGAGGCUGGACUCCUUCAUCAGCUUUACCUCAUCAACUCAGGGAAUCUAACAUCUGUAGAGCGCUUGGAGUCUUCUGUUGUACCCCCAAGCCCACAGGAGGUGGUCGGCUGGAUCCUUAUCGCUCUGUUUCUUCUCACUCAUCUGCUGAGAGAGCUCCAGGGGGCAUGCGUGUUAGGAGGUGCCAUGCUCAACCCACUGUACCCCAAACGGGUCACGACUGCCCAGGCUUUCAGGCAGAAGACCCGAGGUCUGCGUGUCGCAGGGAUCAUCCGGAGGAUCCUAUUGAACCUCGGUGAGGAGAUGCUUGCACUGUACCAUCCAAACAAACAAACCUUAUAUGGAUUUUCUCUCGCCAUUGGUUUCACAUGGGCAUUCAGGAUGGUGUGGCAGAGCUCUGAGGCUGCUUUGCUAGAGAUGGUGUUGGUGGUGGUCAUCAGACUUGCAGGGGGGCACAGAGUCGCACGCUGGAAUGAGUUGGGCACUACAGUGCACCUGAUACUGGUCUCUCUAGUUGUGAACCGUGUAUCUCAGUUUGUAAGUAAGCUGAGUUUUGCUCUCACGGUGUUGAUCACAUCCUGGACAGAGAGUAAACAGCGUCGUCAGUCAGCGGGAACUCUGCUAGCACUCAAUGCUGCUCUGUUCCCAGUUUUGCUAGGUGUUGUGGCUCUCUCUUCCCUUCUAUCUGCCCCUCUCCUUACUCUCUUCACACUACCUGUGUUCCUAGUGGGAUUCCCCAGGCCACUGCGCUCGUGGCCAGGCACCCCAGGCACCGCCUGCCCUUGCCCAGAUUCUGUAUAUUACCAGCAGCUCUGCAAAAGACUUGCAUCUGCUAUCAGACCUGCAUUUGCUAAUGGUGCAUUUGGUUCCUGUACUCCAGAGUCUCAUUACCUUGGACGCUUCCAGGGUCGUCUUCUUUGGAUCUCUGUUCUAGAAAGAGGCUACGGCUAUUGCACCGUUAACAUUAAGGGCUUGGAACUACAGGAGACAUCAUGCCACACAGUGGAGGCUCGGCGUGUGGAUGAGGUUUUUGAAGGAGCGUUUGAUCAUGUAGAACGGCCUGGCCAGUGUUUCCGAAUAUUGAACCCUCACUGGGGUAACGUUCUGACACCCUGCUCUUUGUUGCCCGUCAGGGUUUACUCUGAUGCCCAGAACGUUCUAACUGGAAUCAUUGACUCCCCUGACCACCUGCGUCAGCUCAACUCUGACUUCCUUAAAACAUUUGUCUGGAUUUUAUUGCGUUACUGUGUACAGGAAUUGACACGUGGUGCUCAGCGAACAAAAGGUCAUUCACUACAGACCUCUGGACGCAAGUCACAAAGCUCUCAGCUUGCCGUGCCCUCGGAGCAAGGUCCGGCUGUGGUUAAAGUUGCCAUGGACUCUCAUAUUCGCCCUGAGUCCUCCUCAUCCUCUCACUUGAGGGGGCAAGACAGCUCCAGCCUCUCAUCCUUUGCGGAUUGGUCCGACGAGGAUGAUCUAUUCGGUCCAGUCCCCGUACGGCGGCCAAUAAGAAUGAUGGUACGGACAGAUGAAGGACAGACCAAGUUAGGGAUGGGAGUGUCUCUUCCAGGUUCUAUAAAGGGAAAGAUAACAUCCCUUCACUCACUUCGACUACUCUUGUUAGACCAGGCAUCUCUAGGUCCGGUAGAGAGUCUGGAUGAGCUCUACACAACUUUGCAGGAUUACCAUGACAACUGGUUCACUGGCCUGGUAACAGACCGCAGUUGGCAGGACAGUGUUGCACAAGAGAAGCCCUUCCUAUUCUCUCUCGGACUCGAUCACACUAUGGGGACAUAUACGAGCUGUGUGUUGUCCCUGCAGGAGAAUCUAGUCCAGGUGGGAGUUUUGAAUGAGGAGGGUGUGAGGGGCCAGUGGGCCAACCUGUCAUGGGAGCUACUAUAUGCCACUAAUGAUGACGAGGAGCGCUACAGCAUUCAGGCACAUCCUGUGAUGCUGAGGAACCUAACUGUUCAAGCAGCUGAUCCACCUCUGGGAUACCCCAUCUAUUCAUCCCCGCCUAUCCAUUUACGCUGCUUAUGAUAAUAAGUGUUUAUGGGUGUUACCCACAACCCUUCAGAGAUCAUGACACACAGGGAUGCUACCAGCACAUGAAUUUCACAGUCAGAAUUUUUACAUUUCAUUUCAUCUUCAUUCAGGGUACGGUAAAAUAUUUCAUUGAAAGUAUGAAACAUUAAAAAUUGUUACUGUUUUAGUGACAUUUGACUUUUGAAAGAAGUAUGAAUAUAUGAAUGUCAGCAGAUAGUAAAUGUGCAAAAUCUUCUUCACACAAUAAUACUGUAAACUCGUUGAGACACAGAGCCCAGUUUAAAUUUGUUCUCUGGAAAGUGUGCUCUAUUUUCUCAACAGUGAACCCUUGGGUGUCCUUGACUGAAUCUCACCUCACACUGCUACCAUUUCACAUUUUUAAUUUUACUUUUAUUUUUGUAUUUUUCCACUUUCUUGUUAAGCCUCCGUCAAGAGUCCUAAAAAGGAGAAACAGGAAAACCGUUGUUCUUUAAAAAAAAACCUGUUUGUCAGAUAUCAAGGAUGUGCCUUGGUUACUAUAUUCAGUGGUUAUGAAUAAUAUAUAUAUAUUUUUUUGUUCAUGUGACCACCUUGUGUCAUAAAUAUGAAGGUAAAUUGGCUAUGGCACCUUUGAGCUCAGUCUUUAUAUUGUGUAACUAUGUAUAGAAGUAAUACAAAUGUUUUGUAUAAAUA
Messenger RNA from Cyprinus carpio (common carp), 3865 nucleotides. Its product is annotated as pecanex-like protein 4. NCBI's taxonomy places the organism in Eukaryota, Metazoa, Chordata, Actinopteri, Cypriniformes, Cyprinidae. The record is from RefSeq and is a predicted model, not a curated record. Gene Ontology annotation, cellular component: membrane.